This is a messenger RNA of Annulohypoxylon maeteangense, 2016 nucleotides long. RefSeq names its product allantoinase. Gene Ontology annotation, molecular function: allantoinase activity. Gene Ontology annotation, biological process: purine nucleobase catabolic process. The coding region runs from base 255 to 1865 and encodes 536 amino acids. Lineage: Eukaryota; Fungi; Ascomycota; Sordariomycetes; Xylariales; Hypoxylaceae. The transcript is spliced from 2 exons. The record is from RefSeq and is a predicted model, not a curated record. Gene Ontology annotation, cellular component: cytoplasm.
CUUGACCUUCAUUCAAGUCAAAAGUCUAUCGCAUAUCGCUAUCGAAUUGCGAUACAUACUCUCCUUCCUUAUCUUUCUUUGUCUUGAUUGUCUUAUCAUUCCACCCACCCACUCAUCUUGAAGGGUCCCGCGAUAAGCUAGACCCUCCUUUGUUCUCACUGCCGCUCUAUCUUUGUCUGGCAGUCUACCAGUUCUAUUUCUAGCACAUUGCCUUGUCCACGGCUUUGAGUAGUAAAAAAAGUCCGCCUUGCAUAAUGACCGUCACCUCUAGAUCCAAUGCCGGACCGUUGACCGUCCUUGUAUCGACAAGGGCCGUGCUCACCUUACCGGACGAUAGCCUCGUUCUUAGCCCGGCGACGAUAUCCAUCUCGCCUACCACAGGCAAGAUAGUAGCAAUUGUUCCUGAUGUCUUGCCUCAGGCUUCAUUUCCACCGUCGACUAAAUAUAUUAAUUAUGGAACCAAACUUUUAAUUCCGGGACUUGUAGAUGCUCACGUGCAUCUCAACGAACCCGGCCGGACGGAAUGGGAGGGUUUCAACACCGGCACCAGGGCGGCUGCUUCCGGUGGUGUGACUACCGUUGUUGACAUGCCGCUCAACGCCAUCCCACCGACCACAACAUUGUCGGGAUUCAAAGAAAAAUUAGCCGCUAGUCAGGGCCAGUGCUGGGUUGAUGUAGGCUUUUAUGGAGGCGUUAUCCCCGGAAACGCAGACGAGCUGCUUCCACUGGUAGAAGCGGGAGUUCGCGGCUUUAAGGGUUUCUUAAUCGAGUCGGGUGUGGAUGAAUUCCCGGCCAUUUCGUCCAACGACAUUGCACUUGCGAUGAAAACACUCAAUGGCACGCCGACGACGCUUAUGUUCCACGCCGAAAUGAUCCCGCCGAUUGCCGAUUCCGUUGGUGAUGCAGUGCAAGCAUCCGGUCCUCCCCUAGCACCACACGGCGAUUUAAAGUCGUACCAAACGUUCCUCGAAUCGCGACCCCCGUCCUUCGAAACGUACGCAAUUGACGAAAUUAUCUCGCUUGCGCACCUCGCCCCAAACCUACAUCUACACAUCGUGCACCUAUCCGCGACGCAGGCAAUUCCGAUCCUGAAGGCCGCUCGCAAGUCCGGAGUAGAUAUCACUGCCGAAACAUGCUUCCACUACUUAGGAUUAGCAGCUGAGGGAGUUGAGAAUGGCGACUGCAGAUACAAAUGCUGUCCACCGAUCCGUGAGCAGCGCAACCAGGAUGGACUCUGGGAGGAACUAACGGCGUCGGACUCAUGCAUCAAGACUAUUGUCUCCGACCACUCGCCCUGCACACCCGAGCUCAAACUCCUUCCGUCUCAACUCCAGACUAUCGAAGCGCCGCAUAUGCAUCACUCCGACUCGGGUGUCGACAUGACAGCAGAUCUAGCUCUCACUGAAGAAAAGCAGGAAGGGACUCAGAUUGCGAAAGAAGUGGGCGACUUCUUUGCUGCAUGGGGCGGCAUCUCGUCCGUCGGCCUCGGUCUUCCCAUUUUAUACACCGCUGCCCUCAAGCGCGCUCAAGCAGGUAGCAAGUCGACCCCCAGCAUCCUCGAUAUCGUGCGUCUAUGCUCCGUUGCGACGGCGAAACAGGUCGGACUAUCGCACCGUAAGGGUGCGCUCAAAGUCGGCAUGGACGCGGAUAUCGCCGUUUUCGACGACGCAGAGGAGUGGGUGCUCAGCUCCGGAGGCAUGCACUGGAAGAACCGGUGCUCGCCGUGGGAGGGCCACAAGUUCGCCGGCCGUGUUCGGGAAACCUGGGUUCGUGGCUCUAAGGUUUUCGAGUACGGUGGUGUGAAUGGCGGGUUUGUUGGUGGGAAACCUGUUGGUGAGGCUAUUACUGAGAAGAGGAUUGCUUAAGAGUGAAUUGUUGGUGAAUUGAGUUGUGCCCCCUGCCAAGACUGGUGCUGCGCGGGGUGCGUGAGGGGUUACAGGAUGGAGAUAGAGAUGGAGAGGUUGGACGAUUAACGAUGAGCAACAGAAUAUCGCGAUGACUUGACGAGCGAACGCA